[Torrubiella] hemipterigena is the source of this 5952-nucleotide messenger RNA. Lineage: Eukaryota; Fungi; Ascomycota; Sordariomycetes; Hypocreales; Clavicipitaceae. The record is from the annotation of a GenBank genome assembly.
GCUAGGCAGAGCUGUGCCUGACGUGGAUCUUGCGUGCCUACUCGACUUGCGGUGCGUGCGCAAAACAUCAGCUUCCCACCUCUCGUCAUCAUCACCAACCAUCCUCCCCCGCUUGCAUUCGGCCGAUCGAGCACUCCUAUCACGGGCUCUUACCAUAAGGCUUGUGAUUUAGACUCUACUGCCUAGUGUUAUAUUCACCAAUUCCUGUCGACUGCCGCCUCCCAUCGCUAUCCCCCACAACCGCCGAGCUUAGUCGCCACGAUGCAGGGCCUUGUGUCAGCAACCGGUGUUCUGGCUUUCCUCUCCGAGGACGAGCCCGAGCUCAAGGUCUUUGCUCUCCAGACCCUCAACGAUGACAUUGAUACCGUUUGGACCGAAGUAGCUGGUUCCCUUAGCGAAAUCGAGGCUCUUUACGAAGACGAAUCCUUCCCCGAACGACAGCUCGCCGCCCUCGUCCUCGCCAAGGUCUACUACCACCUCCAAGCAUACAAUGACAGCAUGGUCUUCGCGCUUGCCGCGGGCGAUAUGUUCAAGCUCGACGAACCUGGAGAGUUUGAAGAAACCAUCAUCUCGAAGUGUGUUGAUCAGUACAUUGCUGUCAAUGCCGCUCGCCACACUGCCCCCAAAGCUAAGAAGAGCGAUUUGCCUGAACUCUCCACUACCUUCUCCAACGCUUCCGAGAAUGCCGUCAUGUCGCCCACCACACCGUUCUCUCAGACGACCCUCCCUCCCAAGUCGCUCCUUUCCAGAGCUUCCAUGGAAAAUGCGAUGCUUGAGGCCACUUUCCAGCCUCUUACCAAGCAUGGCAAGUCUGGCGGUGUUGGCCAACUUCCCGACCGUGCCACAGAAGCCUCUCUUCAGCGCGUGAUUGAGCGUCUCUUUGCCAGCUGUCUUCAACAAGGCCGCUACCGCCAGGUUGUCGGCAUUGCCAUCGAAGCCAAGAACCUUGCUGUCUUGCGCCGUGUUAUCAAGGCUGCCGCUGAGGUUGAGAAGAAGGCUACUGGUAAGGCUCAGGAUGGCCAAUCUCGACCGGCUGAGGAAUUAAUGGAGUACACUCUGGGCAUCUGCAUGGAUAUCGUCCAAGAGCGCAGCUUCCGUACCGAAAUUCUUCGACUCAUCCUCGACCUCCUUAACGAAAUCCCGAACCCUGACUACUUUGCGAUCGCUCGCUGCGUUGUUUACUUGAACUCGGAUGAAGAAGCUUCCAACAUGCUUCGCAAACUCGUCCACACAGGCAACCGCACUGCCAUUGCUAACGCCUACCAAAUUGCAUUCGACUUGUACGACAACGGUACCCAAGAAUUCUUGGGCAAGGUUCUUGCUGCUCUUCCAUCCGGCCAGGCUAAGAAGACCGAAGAGAAGGAAGACGCCGACGAAAAGGAUGCGCUGUUGGACAAGGAUGAAGAGGAAUCUUCUGAGGAGGAGGACGAAGAUCUUUCCGAAGCCGAAGCCAAGGUCUACAAGAACAUUAGAUCCAUCUUGGACGGUUCCAAGACCAUUCGCUUGAACCUUGAGUUCCUUUACCGCAAUAACCGCACUGAUGCUUCUAUUCUUAACAAGGUCCGCGACAGCCUGGAAGGUCGCAGCUCUAUUUUCCACACUGCUGUUACCUUCUGCAACGCAUUCAUGAACCAAGGCACAACAAACGACAAGUUCUUCCGCGACAACCUCGAAUGGCUCGGCAAAGCCGUCAACUGGUCAAAGUUCACUGCUACUGCCGCCCUUGGUGUUAUCCACCGCGGUAACCUCUCCCAAUCCCGAAAGCUUCUCGAACCCUACCUCCCCCGCUCUGGCGGCCUUAGCAGCGGCUCCAUCUUCAGCCAGGGUGGUGCUCUGUACGCUUAUGGUCUCAUUCAUGCCAACCACGGUGCCGAUGCUCUGGAGUUUCUGAAGGAACAGUUUGUCCAGGCCGAGGAGGAAGUCGUCCAACAUGGUGGUGCACUUGGUCUUGGUAUUGCGGGCAUGGCUACUGGCGAUGCCGACAUUUUUGAUAAAUUGAAGGAAGUCCUUUUCCAGGACUCCGCCCUCAAUGGUGAGGCUGUUGGUGUCUCCAUGGGUCUGAUUAUGCUUGGAACUGGCAAUGUCAAGGCUCUUGAGGAUAUGAUCACCUAUGCUCACGAAACAACCCACGAAAAGAUCGUUCGUGGUGUUGCCAUGGGAAUGGCCCUCAUCAUGUAUGGCCGCCAGGAAGGCGCCGAUGUAUUGAUUGAUGGUCUUCUGAAUGACCCUGACCCAACCCUCCGCUAUGGUGGUAUCAUGACUGUCGCCCUUGCUUACUGCGGAACUGGAAGUAACAAGGCCAUCCGCAAGCUGCUGCACACGGCUGUCAGCGAUGUCAAUGACGAUGUCCGCCGCAUUGCUGUGAUGAGCUUGGGCUUCAUUCUCUUCCGCAAGCCUGGUAGCGUACCUCGCAUGGUUGAGCUGCUCUCCGAGUCCUACAACCCCCAUGUCCGUUACGGUUCUGCUAUGGCUCUUGGUAUUGCCUGUGCCGGAACUGGUCUUGAUGAGGCCAUCGACCUCCUUGAGCCCAUGAUGAAGGAUCCCACUGACUUUGUCAGACAAGGUGCUCUGAUCUCCCUCGCCAUGAUCAUGGUCCAGCAGAACGAGGUCAUGAACCCCAAGGUUGCAUCCAUUCGCAAGACGCUAAAGAAGGUUGUUGGUGAUCGCCACGAGGAUGCCAUGACCAAGUUUGGUGCUUCCCUCGCCCUGGGCAUCAUUGAUGCUGGUGGUCGCAACUGCACUAUUGGCCUGCAGACCCAGACCGGAAACCUCAACAUGGCCGGUAUCGUUGGUAUGGCCAUCUUUACACAGUACUGGUACUGGUUCCCCUUCACCCACUUCCUUUCACUGAGCUUCUCCCCCACUGCCAUGAUCGGUCUUGACCACAACCUCGACAUGCCAGACUUCAAGUUCCACUGCGCUACAAGACAAAGUCUGUUUGACUACCCCCCUGAGCAGGAAGUCAAGGCCGAGGAAGGCCCUGCAUUGAUUGCCACUGCCAUCCUUUCCACCACUGCUCAAGCUAAGAGACGCGCACAAAAGAAGGAGCGUGCCCAGCGCCGGGAAAGCAUGGACCUGGACCCCACCCCUGGCAAGGCUGAUGACAAGAUGGACGUUGAUGAGGAGAAGCCCAAGGAGGAGGCCAAGGAUAAGAAGGAGGGAGAUCAGGAAUCUGCAACAGAGACCAAGAAGAAGCCUGAGAAGGAGAAGGUGGGAUACGAAGUCGAGAACAUGACCCGUAUCCUGCCUGGCCAGCUCAAGUACAUCAGCUUCCCUUCAAGCAGAUACAGGCCUGUCAAGAAGCCCACUGGCGGACCUCUGCUGCUACACGAUACUCAACCUGAUGAGCCCAAGUCGUUACUUGAAGAGAAGCUUAAGAAGGUUACCACAGAGCGUGCUCCUGUCGCCGGUCAACAGCCCGGCCGCGGCGGAGCUGGCCGCUCAGGCCAGGGCAACCGCUCAUUGCUGGAUGGCUUGAUUGACGGCCGAGGCGGAACUGGUAGCGCCAUGAUGGACCAGCUUCUGCGCGGCCAGGGACGUAGCCCGUUCGGCAUGGUCGACCCCCAGACUCCUGUCCGCGGAGGACAUGAUGAGUCUGGCGCUGGUGCGGCUGCUGCCGCGGCUGUUCUUACAGCUGUCGAUGAGGACGAAGAGGAUGACGAGGACGCCCCCGUCCCCAAGAAGUUUGAAUACUUUACCGAUGAGGAAGAGGACUCUGAUUAAGAGCCACAAUCAUGAUGGAGGAUACGUCAUUCCUAUAAAAAGAAAUUAGACAAUAGUUGGAGACGUAGGAUAAUCUACUGUGUACAACAAACAAAAAUAUAAUUUUACUACAAUCACGUUGUUUUAGAGUGCGCACAAGUGAAAUAAUGAUCAAUGUUAUAUUAUAUGCUCUUCAACAAAAGGAUCUCGUAUGACUGUGCUCACUGCACAUAAAUGCAUGGCUGGAUAAAAUAUAUUGUAGUAAUAUGUACUGGUCUAGGCGCUUUUUCCUGUAGUCUUCUUCUUUUCCUCCUCGCACUCAGUGCAGACUUGCAUCCUGUGCCACGCGUUGGCCAGGUUUCCUCGCACGUUCCAAAUGGCGGCCUGCGUAUCGGGCUGCGUGUUGUAUACCUCGUCGGUGGCCUUUACCACGACUGUAGUGCAUCGCUUCUUCGGCUCUUCAUUACUAAUGUUGUCGCCGAUAUCCUUCUUCUCGUACUCGGUAAAGGCAGAGCGAGGCAGAGCUGUGUUGAACUUCCAGCGCUUCCAUGCCCAGUCGGCGCUGCCGCGUUCUGGAGCAUUCUCGUCUUUGUGGUCGGGAAGGAUUGUCGCCUGGGACCAUGAGUUGCCAUUAUCGACGGAGAUGUCAACUCGAAUAAUAGAACGGCCGCCUCCAGAGAAGGCGUACCCGCUAACGUCCAAAUCUUGGGUCGGCUUCGGCGUUUCUUGAUCAUUUGAUGGUGCAGCCACCUUGGGUUUGUCUAACUUCGCUGUUGUGAUUGCACUUUGAAUGGGCAUUUCUUGGAUAGCGGGAGCGGCAUCCCAAUCAACCUUCGUCUCGUUGGGGCCGAAGCACUUGUAGUCGCGUCGCUGGAACUGGCUCAUGCUUUCUUCUUCACUCAGUGUGAUGUGCGAGAGCCACUUGACGGAUCGUGCUGCCACAUGGCCAGGGACAAUGGUGCGGAGAGGAAAUCCGUGGUCUCUGGGUAAUGUCUGGCCAUUCAUGCCGUAUGCAAGAAGGACGUCGCCUUGCGGGUCGACUGCUUUCUUGAUAGGAAUAGAUGCACCGUACGCCUCCAUAGCAGAAAAGUGUACGUGCUUCACUUCACUUCUUCCAAGCAUGGCCUCGUCGUUUUUGAAUCCGGCGUCGGCAAGAACAUCAGCUAGCGAAACUCCCUCCCAAGAUGCGUUGGAAAUGGCACCGACUUGCCAUGGGAGACCAUUGGUCUUUCGUCCGGAAUCUUCGCUCAUGUGUCUGCGGCGAUUGCCAGAGCAUUGUAAUACAGCUGUAACUUGGCGCUUGGGGAACUUGGUUUUGAGGUCCUUGAGUGUGUACUCCUUGGUCGUACCGUCAAGCAUCUCAAUAGUAAGGCAGUAUGCGUCUGACUCUUUCUCGGGCACCACGGGAACCCACAUGUGGUUUCGAACAUAGAAGAGGUCGUUUGGCGUGAGGAAACUAUCGCUAAUGGCUUGUCCUGGAGUUUCGGCGUUUCGUGGUGUUGCUGUUCGUGUAAUUAAUGCAGGGUUUCGUUCUGGGUCCUGUGCAAAAGGGUCCUCGAUAGCAUCCUGUGGGGGCUUGCCAUCGAUGAGAUCUGCUGAGUGAACAUAUCCAAUGAGGUAUUGCUCAAGAAUAUCAUAAACAUAUUGUUGCUUGUGGAUGGCGAAGAGGUCCCAGUAUCGGUCAAUGGAGCCACCAGCGGCAGUCAGUAUAAUCUUUCCUCCAGGAUGGGCAGCCACCCAGUCGGUAAUAUCGUAUACUUUAUCUCCUCGAGUCACCCAUGGGUGUUUCGAUUUACCAUCGUGUUCUUUGACUUCUGAUAGACGGAACCGAGGAAGUGCGUGAUCCCGGUUAUCAGCGAGCUUUCGCACCUCCUCUGUCUCUCUGAAGACGCCGUUAAAUGGGAAUAGUACGCUAGGUGCAUCGAAGGAAGCCUGGGGAGAUAAUGAUAUUCCGAUACAGAAUGACCCAAUACCGGCACCAACUAAUAGGGCGUUGUGGAAAGGGAAUCGGGUUCUGGCUUUAGGUGUUUUAGGUACUGAUGAGGUGAAGUUGGUUUUGAAAGUAUGCAGAGCCUGGCGCGCGGAUGGGCACUGAGCUGGUCGAACACACGUUUUCUUGGGCACUGCUCGGCAGAGCAAACGAAAAGGCGUAGGUGUACUCAUGUUGUAUACUAAGUGAGUGUACGCGUCGUUGAUUCCUUACGGCAGACGCAUCGGGUGAAGGCGAGAAGGUGAAGCACAACUCCAAGG